AGAGCCAGUGUAGAAUGCUGUGUUACUUUGUAACACUCUGUUUGUUUGUACACAUUUUAUUCUUGUGUCUGUGCGCCAGUGAGCAACCAGGUUUAUUAAUCGUCUGCUCUCGUAGUCAGUGUCGGCUGAGUUGUGUCACCACACUGUUGUUAACUCCCUUGAUUCUGUUUAUGACAAAGUUAGUGUCAGUCUGACAGUCAUUCUAAAAAAUGUACCGUCUUUUUUUUUCUUUAGCUCCAGAAUUAGAUCUAGCACAUGAUGAAAAAAUAAAGUCUACCGAGGAAAACAAAAUUGUAAAGAAUCUAAAUCUAGGAGUUUUUUUCAAAAAGCUAAAAGACUAGAAUUUAUAUUCCAAUGUGAUAAUAGUGUUUGUAUUUCUAUAGGUCAGUGCGUUUUAUGUUUACACUCGGUGUAGAUUCUAGAUCCCGUCUGGUAACAGGCAAUGAACAGUAAUGUGUUAAAACACUGUUAGUACCAUUGUUAACAAUGAGGUGAUCUUUAUGUGUGUGCGCGUGUGUGACUUUCUACCCCGUUGGUUAUGACCACUUCGUUGCUAGUUGAAUACCAGUCUGUGAUACUGUUGGGAUGACCUUCCCGAGGUGACCGCUAUGACGUUAUGGAUAAAAUUUUGCUCAGGAAAAAUUCGGACUCUAGGAAGAGCGACAACGGCAAGAAAUUGCCGGAACCGGACAGCGGACCCAGCUCGCCCCUCAUUUUGGAGGACAUGAGUAUGUUUUACUUCAGACAGCUGGUGACCAGUCUUAAGGACAAUGACCUUCAGCAGAAAAUUGACCAUGAGAUUAAGAUGCGAGAAGGGACAGCUCGUCUGUUGGUGGCCAGCAAACAUCCAGCUCAGGUUUUGGAGGCUGCCAAAAACUUACUUUCAUCAAAUACACGUAUCAUUGCCUACAUGACAGAACUACAGCGCAGGAAAACUGCAGAAGUCUUGGGCAAACAAAGUUCUGUUGAAGGCAACCAACUACCUUGCAGUGCUCAACUCAGUGUCUCAGAUAUUCGUAUUCCACUGAUGUGGAGAGAUGCUGAUCACUUCAGAAACAAGGGAGAUUAUCGCCGCUAUGCUGUGUUCUGUUUACUGAAGGUUGGAACUGAAAUCUAUGACACAUCCAUGAUCAGUGAUGUGGAUAGGAGUAUGACAGACAUCACCUUUGAAGAUGUUAUUCAUUUUGACGAUGUGCCCCAUGAUUUUGAGAUGAAACUUGAAGUCUACUGUCACAAACUUCAUGAAGAGUUUUCUGUUGCCAGCACACCAAAGAAGCUGCGCAAAAAAAUAAAUGACAUCUCUGGUUCAGUCGGCCGCAGUGUUGGAAAACGGUUGUCUGGCCUUAAUGAUGCUGAUGUUAUUGGAAACAUGGUCUUAGGUCCAAAGUUUGAACUGGUGGCCAAAGGUUCUUUACAUCUUUCAGACGUGGACAAUUCUGUUAGGACAUAUGAUCUUCAGUUGGAGACCAAUGCAGAAGGUCAAGUUCAUGAACUGCCUUUGUUUGGUCACUAUUGUUGCCGUCUGGCUGCACUGCCACAUUGUCUAGUCCAGCCUACAGUUACUGGGUUUUUAAAUUUACAGGAGGAUGACGAUCUCUCCAAAUGGAAACGCUACUGGUGCUCAUUAAAAAACUUGCAGUUAUCCUGCUGGUCAAGUCCCGAUGAUGUUGAAGUCAUCCAGCCGUUGUUAUCUAUACCAGUGACCAAGAGCACACAAAUCAGUGAUGCAGACCCAACCACCAGUCAAAAAUCUCAUUCCUUCCUUAUUAAGACAGUCAACAUCAACGGCAUUUUCUGCCACACGUUAGCAGCAGACACAAAGGAGGAGUUGAAUAAGUGGUGGGACGGGUUCCAGCAACAUUUACUUGACCAAGCUUUGUGGAAACAUGCUUGUGAUGAAGUCAUGGAUCUGAAAAGUGCUACCAGGAGGAAACUACCAGCCUUUGUUAGGAAAAGUUCUUUAUAUGAGGACACACCACUCAUUGAGCCAGAGAACAAUGGGGAUAGUCUUGUGAGUGACCUUGGCAAUGACCAGUUGACCCAAAUGCUUCACACAUUGAUGGGGGAGGCAAGUCAAAUCAGGGGAGGCACAUCAUCACAAUCAUGAAGCUAGACACAUUUGACUUAUCUCAUCUUGAUAUGUUGUGGGGUUUUUUUUUUUUGUGAAAAAUUAAGUUUAGGGGACAUAAUCAAAGAAUGAUUAGUUGUUUUAGGAGUUAGGUUAUCUUCUUUUAAGUUAUUUGUUAAAAAAUAUGUUUAAUUAGAAGCUGAUAUGAUAUUGUUCAAGAGACCUCAUGAGUUUAGUUGUUUUUUCUUAGCAAUAUUACUUUUGUUUACAAUUAUUUUGAUCCAGCAAUUUAUUUGUGUGUUUACUGAAGGCAGCUGUUACCUAUGCAUACUGCAAGUUAACCUGCAUGGUGGAAGAAUGAAAGAAUGUCAUUUUGUUUUUGGUUGAUUCUAUCAUCUUAUCAUCGACUAUGAAAUCCCUCGUGCACAACUUUGUUGCCAUUGACUGAUUAGAGGAGUGGUUACCAUUUGUCAGUGUUUAGCUUAGCAAACUUCUUUAUUUUGUUUAAACUGAAAUUACAAAUUGAGAUUCUUUUUUUUAUGUAAGUGGAAAAUUCAUCUUUCCUGAUACAAUCAAAUUUCCAUCAAAUGUAAAUGCCAGAUGAUAUAAUAAAUGGACUGUUUUAAAGAAACUAUAGUAUAUUUUUUUAAUUAAAAAUACUUUCUGAUUAUUUAUAAUGCAGUUUAAAAAAAUAAUUUUGUUAACACCAGCUAAUACUAUACUUAGUAACUUGAUAACCCAAUACUUAGUAGAAUGUUUUGUGUGUCAGUAAGCUAGUGUAUCACUACAUUGUAUCACUGUGACAGUAUAUAUUAGUUAACCCCCUGGAUUUGAUUGUUUAAGCACCGGAUCAUUCCUUGAUAGUCACAUUUUAACUUUGCAUUUUAGAGACUUAGACAAGAAUUGGAACAGAAAUGUUGUUUUAAAUUUUAAACUUAAUCUAGCCAAUGUAGGGUUUCCCUCAAGUUUUUCUUCUUCCCCUUGAAGUCAGCUAGAAAUACUUGCCGCAGACUUUACUGCUAUAAUGAAUACUUGAAUUAUAACUGAAGAAAAAAUGAGAAGAUAAAAUAUCAGUUUGAGUUAGGCUCAAUUUUUUAAAACAAAUUUCAAAUCUUUAUAACUGUAGUUUGAAAUUUAUAAUUUUAAUUCUUAUUUUUGUUAUACUGUAUCAAAUUUAAGGAAGAUGUUUUUAUUGUGGCUUGUUAUAAGAGUUGUGUAGGCUUCUUAGUUAUGUUUAAAUUUUAGGUCAUCCUUAAUUCAAUGCCAACUAUCCGCUUGCAUUUUAUUUUAAAAAAUGAGAACACUAUUUAGUCACCCUUCUAACAUCUCUCAAUUGGUGUGUGACUAUUUAUUGAUACUAGAUUAAUUUGAAGUAAUCUGUUUUUGAUUAAUUAAAGUUUAUUGAACUUAUCUUGGAGACCUAAGCACCCAAAAUGUCUGCUAUUCAGAUACUUGUUCACUUCUACUUCAAUGUAGUGAUUUGUUUGGUGUAGCCAGUGUCCUGCUCAGUUUAUUGACCAUUCCCAGAUAUAGCAAUAGCCCAUUGAUUGUGUAGCUGACAUAGUCUCUUCUGUCUGCUUCCUGCAUUACUUCUUGUGACUUACAUGGAGCUGUGUAAUCUGUCCAAUUAGUUAAAUACAGUAACUAAAAAACAUCAUAAUUCAGUUUUGUUUUUUAAAUAUACUGUUUUUUCUACUACCAAAAAACUUUUGUAUAGAACUAAAAAGAAUUUUAGAGUUUCUGUUCAAAGAGAAAUCAAUGAACUGUUAACUAUUGUCACACUUUGUGUACAGCUUUGUUUUGGGGAGUGAGUAGAAUUGGAUUCCCCGGACUUUUCUAUUUAUGACUUGGCAGGUUGUACAAACUAUUAGAGCAACUGUGCUAAGCCAUGGUUGUCCUGUACUGUGAUGAAUGAUGCCAACUUAAGUUCUAUUUCACAUUUGUUUUGUUCUAUUGGGAUGAAAUGUUAUUCCAGUCUUUUGUAUCACACAAUGUCAUUGAGGGGCAAAGUGAAUGAUGGGUUCAAAAUGUCAUGCUAAUAUUUUGUUUAUGUAACAGAUUUAUGUACUGUGUAACUAUCAAAUAGUUUUGUUUUGUUUUUUUAAAUGGAGGAGCCAAAUAAAUAAGUCAAUAAAUCAGUAAAUACCCUAGGUUGAAAAUAAAACUUUAUUUCCUAAACUAGAAAGGUAAUGGCCAAAAGAUUGGUUCUAAUGUUUGGGAUAUCAUUUAAAAAAAAAUAAUUUUGGUGAAUGUUUCUUAGAAGCAACUUUUUAAGAUGCAUUUUUUAAGAAAUAAUUUUUGUUUUCUUUCUGUCACUAAAUUUAAAAGUAAUUGAACUAGGAUUUAAAAAAAAACAACUUCCAAGACUUGAUGUCUUGCACACAAGAGUUUUGAGUGUUGUACAACGAUCAGGUCUUUAUUCAGUUGUGAUGAAUGUUUAGCCUAAGACUAUUUGAGAACCAAUCUUACAACAAAUGUCUUAUGACAAGAACAUUUUUUUAGACUAAUGACAUUUAUUAUUCUGAUUUAUAUACAUGUCAGGCUUGUACCUUCUCUGAACAUAAUAAAUGACCAUUUACAAAGUA
Messenger RNA from Biomphalaria glabrata, 4653 nucleotides. Its product is annotated as rhotekin-like. The coding region runs from base 617 to 2107 and encodes 496 amino acids. The transcript has 13 exons. Gene Ontology annotation, cellular component: actomyosin contractile ring. NCBI's taxonomy places the organism in Eukaryota, Metazoa, Mollusca, Gastropoda, Planorbidae. Gene Ontology annotation, biological process: septin ring organization; signal transduction; actomyosin contractile ring assembly. The record is from RefSeq and is a predicted model, not a curated record.